Apis laboriosa (Himalayan honeybee) is the source of this 3387-nucleotide messenger RNA. RefSeq lists its product as uncharacterized. Gene Ontology annotation, cellular component: nucleus. Gene Ontology annotation, molecular function: DNA-binding transcription factor activity, RNA polymerase II-specific; RNA polymerase II transcription regulatory region sequence-specific DNA binding. Bases 712 to 2214 code for a protein of 500 amino acids. The transcript has 3 exons. The record is from RefSeq and is a predicted model, not a curated record. Lineage: Eukaryota; Metazoa; Arthropoda; Insecta; Hymenoptera; Apidae. Gene Ontology annotation, biological process: embryonic morphogenesis; regulation of transcription by RNA polymerase II.
GUUGUUAUUCGAUCACCAUAUUCGUGCCCACCAAUUUUCAACUUAACGUUCGGAUACUUGGUGCUUCGACAGACUUGACAGGAAAGAAGAAGAAGGGACGACGACUUUGAUCGGCAUAUAUAUAUACAUAUAAAACGGCGAUCGAACACAUAUAUAUAUAUAACGUGGAGGAAAAGGCGUGGAUGUAAUAAUGCUUAACAGGAGUCGAAGUCGAAUCGUCAUGCCGAUCUCGUAGAGAAACUGUUCCCGACUUAAAUGGGGGGAUCCGCUCGUGCCGGCUCGGUCGGUCCACGGCGAUGCGGCGGAUUCCGGGAAUAACGGGCCCGGGAGUAGUCGUUCGGAAUGCCAACCCGUGAACCAGCGAUGAUACCAUAGUGGCGAGGGACCGCUGAUCACCGAGUCGGGACGACGACGCUGUUGCGAUGACGCGGUUACCCGUUGGCUCCGAGUUUCGCAUCGAUGUGGAGGGAUAAGAGACGACGACGACGUUGUAGUUUCGUAGUACUUGUCGACGGACGAGGUGCUGGUUGGCGCGCAGUGACAGUGAGAAUCGCGAUUGAGUGAGCCGAUCGAGUGAGAACACCUAUAUAUAUAUAUAUAUAUAUAUUCUCCAAUUCUCCUGAGACGUACACUCGUCGUGAAUCGAGGGGGAGAGUGAAGAAAAAAGAGGAAAAGAGAGGGGAAGGGGAAAAGUGGAAUAUAAUCGUCGGAAUGAGCGGCAGCGAGGGCGUGGUGACGGGUCAGGGGACCGGUAACGAUCGUCUCUGCGAGGACGUCGAUAUGGCAACUUCGACGUCCGCUUCCUCCAAUUUGAAGCCGCGUAGCGGCAAGAUCAGUUUCAGCGUCGACUCCCUUCUGAGCGACAUGAAGAAGACGGGCGGCGCUUUCGCGAGGCGAGAGAACGAGGAUCGGAUGGAGGCCGAGAAGGGCCUCGACGUGGAGGCGAGGUAUCGCGAGUUGCUGUUGGAGCAGCAGAGGCUCCAGAGCAGAGAGCUGUUGGCGAGGCUGAGCCCGCACGGGCUCGCGUUCGCGAACCACCAUCACCACCACCACCACCACCACCACCAUCAUCAUCAACCGUCGAGCAGGCCGGAUCAGGAUCAGCAUCCGUCGGCAGGCCGCCAAGAGAUCCUCACCGUGAAGGAUUUCUCGAGGACUACGGGCAGCCACGACAAGUCCUCGUCCCCUAUUAGAAUAGAUCAGGAGGCCCAGAGGGAACGGGACGAUCAUCGGCGAUCGUCCUCGAGCCCGGCCGGGAGCAGGAUCGUCGUCGAGUCGUCGAUGAUCCAGAGGGAGCGCGGCCAGGAGGAGGACGAGAGGAUGGAGAGGAUCGGCGACCCCCGUUCCGUCUCCCCCGCGAGUAGACGGGAGAUGAUGGGAGACGACAGGAGCGACUCGGAGGCGAAUCGUUCGUUGGAAGGGGACAGGGCCGAUCACCUGGAUCUCGAGGAUCAAAGCGAGAUAAGGAGCGUGGCCCACUCGGAGGAUUUGAACGUGAUGGACUCGGACUGCGAGCUGGAGAGGGAGGUGGACAACAGCCAGGAGAAGGAGGAGAAGUCGAGCCCCGUAGUGCCUCAACCGAUUCAUCCAGGGGUUCAGAGGCCGUCUCAGGGGCCCCCUUACCUCCCCGGUGCCCCGGGCGCCCCCGGAUGGAAUCCCGCGGGAUUCCCGCAUUCCCUCGCGGGAUUCGCGUGGCUACCCCCACCCCCGCACCCGCACAAUCCGCAUGGACAUCUGUACACGCCUCACGGGGGGCCCACUAGUCCGAACGGCGAUCUGAGGCUGCCGGGGCCGGGGCCAGGCCCGGUCAGGUGCACCCUGAGGAAGCACAAGCCGAAUCGCAAGCCGAGGACACCGUUCACCACGCAGCAGCUGCUCUCCCUGGAGAAAAAGUUUCGCGAAAAGCAGUACCUAACCAUCGCCGAACGAGCGGAAUUCUCGUCGUCCCUUCACCUUACGGAAACGCAGGUGAAAAUUUGGUUCCAGAACAGGCGAGCCAAGGCGAAGCGUCUCCAGGAGGCGGAAAUCGAGAAGCUGAGGCUGUCCGCGAGGCCGUUGCUGCACCCGAGUUUCGGCUCUGGCCUAAUGUUCUCCGGAGUGGGGCCACCUGGAACACCAGGAGUGCCUCCCUUCAUCGCGGCGGCCAUGGCUAGGCACACCCAUGUCGCCGCCGCGGCGGCCAUGUUCAUGGGGCCCCCUGGACACAGGCCUUAAUAAGGGAGAGGCGAGCCGCGCUGGUCCGAGUCGCUCGUAUCCUGCCCAGUCCGCCUCUUCCUUGCUCGUGAACGAAAACUGUGCGUUAAAAAAACUUGUAAUCCAACGAAAGAACGAAAAGCUUGGCCAACUCGGGGAGGGAAAUUUUCUCGAACGCGAGUAAACGGUGAUGGGUUUGGAGAAUAUUACGACGAUUUAUCAGGCCGUGUUUCGAGGUCGCAGUGAUCUGAUUUGUGAUCGUGGAUUACAUUGAAAUUAAAAAAACCAAACUUUAAAAAGUUCCUUCGAAACCCAUCACUGUCCAAAGGGAUGUCGAAUGGAGCGAGAAACAUUUAAUUAAUUCAUGUGAUUAACCCAGUGAAACAUUGUUGGAAGCUCGGGACGAGGAAAUUCGUCGUUGGAGAGCGAAGAGUUAAAUUCGACUUUAACUGCCUUCUUCUUUCACCGCGUCGAGGAACAGUAUUUCGAAGUUUGUGACGAAACUUCCUCCCCCUCCUCCUGCACAUCCUUUUAUUUUUCUACGUUCGCGAAUAUUAACGGUUCGCGUGGAUAAGACUCGAUUGAAUUUGAACGAUCGUUCGAAGCAUUUAGAAAGCAUUUCAAGCCGUUGAUCUCACUCAUCACGAAACAAGGUUAUCAUCACGAAGUUACUACGAUUGUAUCGUGUACAUAUUGUAAAUAGAUUCUCUAUCCGCGUAUAAGUGUGUACGUAUGUAUAUAUAAAUAUUAAUAUAAAUAUCGACACGCGUGUACAGGACUUUGCGAACGAGUUGAGAGGCGAAAGAAAGAAUUUGCUGGAAAUGGACGACGUUAUUAUUCGCUCCUUCGACUCGUUUCGUUUCUACUUGAAGUAUAUAUAAAUUUACUUGGGAUGAGAGCGUGGUUGAAGUUAUGAUCUACUUCGCUACUAGAACAGAUGAUAUUCCCAAAAUCGAUCGAUUCGAGAACGUCUCGUUCGUUUGAUAAAUAAAAUAUGGGGGAAGAAAAGGAAUUUUUUGAUUUUUCUUUUCUCUUUUUUCGAACGAAACGGAUACGAAAAAAAAAAAAAAAAAAAGAAAUUCGAAGAGCGUGUACAUACGUGUCCAAGGGAAAAAUGUAAAUUCCGAUGUAGGAUCGAGAUUCACACCGCGACGAGGUCACUGCGGAUGUACCUUAAGCGCCCUGUAUAAAUGU